GGCCGGCGACCACCACCACCAUUACGACGCGCGCGACGUCGACCAAAGCAAGCAACCAAUUCCUCCUCCUCCUCCUCCUCCCUCCUCCUCUUCCUCCUCCUCCGCGUCGAGCGCCAUGGCGAGACCCGCCAUCGUGGCGGCGCCCGCGCUGCUGCUGCUGGCGCUGCUCAUCGCGCUGGCCACCGGGGGAGCCGACGCGGCGCCGGGCGAGGUGCCGCUGAGCUGGGAGCUCGGGGUUGUCGGCGCCGACGACGCGUUCGGCUUCCCGGGUGAGGAGGCGGCGGACAGCGCCACCGCGGUGGUGCGGCGGGUGCUGCAGCAGGGGAGCUACAUCAGCUACGGCGCGCUGCGGCGCGACACGACGCCGUGCUCCGUGCGCGGCGCGUCCUACUACAACUGCCAGCCCGGCGCGGAGGCCAACCCCUACUCCCGCGGCUGCUCCGCCAUCACCCAGUGCAGGGGAUGAUCCAUCCAUCCAGCUGCCACCACCAAAACUGUUGAAAUUGGGAUUUGUGAUUCAAAGUUCGUCUCGUCUACUCUAUACAUAUUUUGUUUAUUUUUGUCUUCUUUUAUUGUUCGUCUCCUUUUGAAAUGUGAACGAAUUGGUAGGGAUUGGUGCCCGCUAAUCUAAAGUCAAGAGAGAUGUACACUGUACAUGUGUCCGGUACUCCUACUCUGUAUCAAUUAUAAAUAAAUCGUGUAUUCUCCUAAUUUGAUGGAUGGAUUCAUCAAUUCAUCAUUCAUGGAUGAUUAGCUGUCCUGUCCUUUGUGAAUUA
This is a messenger RNA of Oryza sativa Japonica Group (Japanese rice), 776 nucleotides long. RefSeq names its product protein RALF-like 33. Gene Ontology annotation, biological process: calcium-mediated signaling. The record is from RefSeq and is a predicted model, not a curated record. Gene Ontology annotation, cellular component: plasmodesma. Lineage: Eukaryota; Viridiplantae; Streptophyta; Magnoliopsida; Poales; Poaceae.